This is a messenger RNA of Leptosia nina, 531 nucleotides long. The record is from the annotation of a GenBank genome assembly. NCBI's taxonomy places the organism in Eukaryota, Metazoa, Arthropoda, Insecta, Lepidoptera, Pieridae.
AUGACAAAGGCGAUUACUUACCUCUCGUGGAGAGAUCCAGCUCAGCGUAGCACCGAGGUGGAUUGGUUGACCGCGAGAAACUUCUGCCGACAGCGCUGCAUGGACCUCGUCUCCUUGGAGACCAGCGAUGAAAACGAAUGGGUUAAGGCCCGCAUCGUACAAGAUAAGGUGAAAUAUAUCUGGACGUCUGGUCGUCUCUGCGACUUCAAGGGCUGCAACCGUCCAGAUUUACUUCCCAACGAAAUUAACGGAUGGUUCUGGACUGCUGAGCUCCAAAAACUCGCGCCAACUACGAACCGUCAGCAAAACGACUGGUCCGAGGGCGGCGGCAUCGGGAAACCACAGCCAGAUAACAGAGAGCUAAUACAGGGUGGCGCAGCUGAACACUGCAUUGCGAUCCUGAACAACUUCUACAACGACGGCAUCCACUGGCACGACGUUGCCUGCCAUCACGUCAAACCAUUUGUGUGCGAAGAGAACGAUGCUCUCCUAAAAUAUGUCCGAUACACAAACCCCAAUUUAAGAGUCUAA